Nematostella vectensis (starlet sea anemone) is the source of this 11646-nucleotide messenger RNA. RefSeq names its product histamine H2 receptor. NCBI's taxonomy places the organism in Eukaryota, Metazoa, Cnidaria, Anthozoa, Actiniaria, Edwardsiidae. Gene Ontology annotation, cellular component: dendrite; membrane. Gene Ontology annotation, biological process: G protein-coupled receptor signaling pathway, coupled to cyclic nucleotide second messenger; chemical synaptic transmission. The record is from RefSeq and is a predicted model, not a curated record. Gene Ontology annotation, molecular function: G protein-coupled serotonin receptor activity; neurotransmitter receptor activity. Bases 9622 to 10860 code for a protein of 412 amino acids. The transcript is spliced from 3 exons.
CGUCGUUAACAUUUUACAUCUCCCAAUAGAAAGUAAGUAAAAUGCGAUAAGUGUAAAUGAAAACUGUCUCACUUUACCUCGGUGUUUGCAGAUUACCGUCCAGUUGUGCAACAGAUUGAACCACUAUAGAUGAAUUGGAAAUACUUGGUCUUUACGUGAAUGUCAAAAACCGUUAGAAAAACUAUGGUAAGCGCUAUUAGUAGAACAAAAGAAAUUGUGCAUAUUUGAGAUUCAAGUUUUUAAGGCAGUGAUAAUUUGUCGUUUUUUUUUUUUAAAGUCGGUUACGGGUAGGAGGAUUUAAAGUGUACGUCUCUAGGAUACAAGGCCACCUUUUUAUGACGUCGCUUUUGGAUUUCCCUCUUGCCCUUCGCCAUUUCCCAAAUGAGGAGAGCUGAACGAGAGUAGCCUGGGAAUGGGUCGAGUUCGACUCGUUGGACCAAAAUCUACCGGUAAAUAUAGGCCCUAAUGACAGAAAUGAAAACUAAACAUCACCAGACCCGAAUAUUCAAGCAUUUAUCCAAGGCAUUGAUUACCUUCAAAGUGCAUCCAAGCAAUGCAAAAGAACUAACUCCGUUGUCAAAAUAUCAACCUUGAUUUCUGACCAUAAUUUGUAAACAAAUACUCAGAAACAUUUCUCACCAAAAAAAAGCAAAAUACCGAACUACGAAUAAAGACAUCAUGCAAACACAGAUUAAGUCACAAAUAUAUACCUUUAUUGCGCUCCAUCAGGUUCCAAUUUACAGCUAUCAGCCACAAUUAUUAACGCUAAUAUCUCUAUACCAAGCUAGUCGCCAUGUUAGCCCCCUUCUACAUGCCUGCAUUGCAUCAUGGUAGCCUUGUCAAAACAUUGACAAAGAGGCGGGAAAACUCCUCCCCUUUUCUCAUAACAGUUUUUGCCGCUAAAGAUCCAGUCCCUUAAUAUCUUUAAGUCUGCCAUCAAGACACACCCCUUUAAACGUGCUUUUCCUAAUGAUUAUCUUUUCUUCAUUAUUAUAAUUAUCAUCAGUAUUAAUGUUUUUAUUUGACUAUUUAUUUCUCUAUUCUUGUUUUUUUCCAUAAUUUUUUAUCAUUUUUACUAUUGCAUGUAAAUUAUAUCUAUUCUUAAAAAAAGUACGGUUAUUUAACAUUGUGGAGCGCUAUUGGAUUUUAGUAAAAAUUAGUGGGUACCCGUAAAACAUUCACGUUUAUAAUUUAUAAAAGACAUCAGGUGAUGGUCAAGUCAUCGAUUAAAAGUAAAACUGACCCUGACGCCAAAACAUCGUAUGAUAAUUUAACUUGUCAUGUGUCAAGUAGAUGUCAAGUAUAUAUUUCUUAAAUCAUUCAUAUUCAUAUUUCUUAAAUCAUUAAGCUAAAACAAGCAAAGAUUUGGUCGUUUGGAGCUCCGCUUUUAGGCAAUGCCUAAAUCUAUAUAUCAUGCUACGCUAUAAAAAAAACUACGCCCAAAAUAUUUCCUUCACUUUUCUCUGCCUUAUUUGGGGCCCUGUGUUCAGAGUGUUUGGCGUGAAAUUUAUGCGAGUUUGCAAUUCUACUCAAAUGCAAUCAAAGUUUUUCCAACACGUUUGUAUGGGCAUUGACAAGCACGAAUCCUUGCUUCAUCGUCCCGAUUUUGGUAGUAUUUUAGGUGGUGGGUUCCAUACAGGUAUGUGGCUUUAUGUAUGGUCGGCUAAGCUUGAGAUUUAUUUUGUCGUCGUAAAGUCAUAUUUACGAAGAAUACGUGGACCGACAGGAUAUCAGAACCGAAUCUAACAACAAAGUAGUUUAGAAUCAUUUUUUAUUCUACAGUUUAAUCUAACAUUUAAGUAUUUAAUCGAUAUUAUUGUGGCAGUUUUAAAACCUCUUUGAAAUGAUUGUUUGCAAAAUGCGUACGCUUGGUGCCGUGCAAGACGCAAACAAAAGUCUUCAAAAAGUGAUAUCCUGUCAACAUUGUCACCUCACCUAUCCUCUUCGCGCUCAGUUGCGCAUGACUUAAUACUUCUCCUCCAAUUGCGCCUAUCACGAGCUACCACCCUUGCCUCCUCCCAAGAGUUCCAUCCUGCCUCUGCUCUCUCCUUUUCCACCGACCGCCUACAAGUUGUCUUAGGUCUUCCUACUUUUCUUUUUCCGUCGGGCUGCCAUGUAAGUGCAGCUGCGCAAUGGUGUUGUCGCGGCAUCCUGAGUACAUGCCCGAGAUACUUCCAUCUCCUUCUUCUCACUUCUAAGCUCAUCCGUGUAGAUCCUGUUUCUUGGUUUCGCACCUCUAUUGAUGUUGUGUACGGCCAGAAGAUGCCCAAAAUUCUCUUUAGACACUGGUACUGGAAUGAGUCAAGAUUUUCGCAGUUUUUAACAAUGGUCUUCCAUGUUUCACCCCCAUAUAAGAGGACAGGUUUCAAGAGGGUGUUAAAUAGCUUGAUCUUGGUGGUCUUGUUCUAUUGUUUGGAGCCCAAAACAGUUUCCUGAAAGCUGCUUUGGCCUUGCUAAUUCUGGUAUCGAUGUCUUUAUCAGCACCUCCGUCAGUGCUUACGCAGGCUCCAAGAUAGGUGAAAUCAUUGGUUUCUUUGAUGUCUUGGCCAUUCUGGAGCUUGAUUGGCUCUGGGUUCUUACAGUUUACUUUUAGUACUCGGGUUUUUGAUUGGCUAAUGUUAAGUCCUACUUUUUGGGCUGUUUCAGAUAGUUUGUCCGUCUUCUUUUGCAUUUGGCUGUGGUUGGUCGAAAUAAGCGCAAUGUCAUCCGCAAAGUCUAGGUCUUCUUGUUGGGUGUAGAACUUCCAUCUAAUUCCAGGGUUGCCUUGGCUAGUUGUUUCACGCAUUAUCCAAUCGAUGGCAAGAAGGAAUAGAAAGCCUGGCAUUACGCAGCCUUGUUUGACUCCAGUUUUUACUUGGAACCACUCAGAUGCUUGGCCUCCAUCCAGAACUGUGUAUUCACAAUCUUGGUAAAGGAGUUAGAUUAUCCUGAUGAUCUUCCCUGGAAUGCCAUACAGCUUCAUGAGGCUAUUCCUAUGCAGCGAAUGCUUUUUCAACAUCAAUGAAGUUCAAAAUCAGUGAAGCUUGUCAUUCGUGUGUCUGUUCGAAGAUGUUACGUAGCACGAAUAUCUGUUCGGUUGUACUUCGUCCUUGACGGAAUCCCGCUUGUUCUUGUCGUAGUUUUGCAUCUGCUCCCUUUUUCAUCCGUUCCAUAAGAAUCUUACCUAGGACUUUACUUGCGAUCAUUAGGAGUGUUAUGCCUCGCCAAUUCGUACAAUCUCUUAAGUUUCCUUUCUUUGGUAGCUUAACGAUUAAUCCUUUUAACCAUUCCAAGGAGAAUUGUUCUUCCUCCCAGAUCAUUUGGAUUAUUUCAUGUAGUUUUCGGGUGGAUGUUUCAAGGUCUGCUUUAAGUAACUCUGCUACUCUGUUGUCGAAGCCACCUGCUUUUCCAUUCUUAAGGGAUCCUAUACUGUCAACAUUGUGCUUUACUAUUUUUUUUCGCCUGGACAUUAAUUGUGAUUUGUUUGAAAACUACGAGGUUCUGGACGUCAAUGGUGCUUUUGGCUGCGAGUUAGAAGUAUUUUUUGGAUCUCUAUGGAGAUCUCCAAAAUGGCGCGUUCGCGUGUGCGUUAUCUGGCUAAGAGAAAUUGGUGAAUUGUAGCUUCUCUUUGCCUUAUUAUUUCAAAGUGGAAACCUUUCCCGGUACCCCCUUUUAGCUAGGGAUUGUCAUUCGUGUGGUUCUUAAGUUUUCUAGUUCCUCAUUUUCUCCGUGAGAGAUGCCACAUAAGAUUGCGCUAUAAAAAAAAGGUCUAUUAUUAUUAUUCACUAGAAAAUUCCCUUUAAAGCCCGAACAAGGAAUUAUCCCAUUGAACCAACGUCAGCUUGCAAACAUACAUAGCACUGCGUUAAUUAUGCACCAAAAUUUGAUGCCCUAUUACAAGCAAAACUGUUGUCAGCAACAGGCCGUCACAACCCUGUUUAUCCAACACGUCACAGUAAGAGACACCGCUGUGCAUUGUUGGAAACCUCAAGGCAUAUCGUCUUAGCGGUAGCUAAACACUGGUGGUGUGAGGCUUGAAAUAGGAAGGGGGGGGGGGGGUUCCUUUUCAGUCUGUUUUUCUCACAUUUUCGUAAAUAAGAAUUUUCCGACUGGUGUCUGAGAAACCAUGUGCCACAGAGUUUACUCUGUUUUCCGAGAAUUCGCACCUGAACAACUGCAUUUUCCAACGAUAGAUAUACAGUAUACACAAAUCCUUAUGUUUUGAACCUGUUGCUCAAUUAUUUACGUACGUGGUACAUCUCUAACAAUCAUGGUAAAAAAAGUUUUUAACGAUUUUCUCAAUGAUUGCGUGCAAGUAUGGAUUAAUAGUACCAUGUGCAUUUGAGUCCAGAGAGUGCCAAACACAAUCAGCAUACUAGCUUUAAUGUCGGUGGGUCUUUGAUAGUACUAUCAGGCCUUAAAGAUUCUCUUGUUCUAGAAUAAGCUUUCACAGGUAUUAUAUAUCCUCUAAAAUUACACUGUCAAGAAGCACAUGUCGAGAACGAAGCUAUUAAGCACAUUUGAACGUAAUUAUAAGCAAAUUAAAAAUGAUUUUUUUCCUGCCAUUGUCAUUGUUUUUUUAAUGAUAAAAUAUUCAGGCAUUUUUUGCUGACUCGAACAGAAUCGAUUGCUUAUAGUGUUACCCGGUUUUUUUUAAGAUGUUGAUUUUAUUUUUAAUUUGGGGAAUUAUACCACAAUGCCUUUCUUGUGGCCGGUUUGGUGUAAUAUCAGUGAAGUCACGUAAAACCAAAACUGGUAGGUGGUCAUAUUGUUUUUUUUUUCUCUUUAUUUCUUUACAAUGCAAAAUUUGGUUUCACUUUAAUUUCAUAUAAGACACAAUAAUUUAAAAAACUAUUAAUAAAAUUAAAUCAAUUACAUAUGGAUAAAUUAAAUUAAAAAAGCCUUCUAUUAUUUACGUGGAAACGAGUUGCUUGGGAACACUAAAAGGAGAAAAAGGCUCUUGAUGAAAUAGGCAGUUUCCGAGACAAAAGAAGGAGAACAUAAAGAGUGAGUAUAAUUGACAUGGUCUGAGAGCAGAUGUGCGACACACGGAACCCUACACAGCGAGAGAUACGAACUUGUUGGACUUCACUCUUCUUUGGUGCGGACGGAUAAAGGAAGAAUUCAACUCAUAGAACUGUAAGUAUGACUGAUCGGUUAGCUUUAAACAUCCCUCUAUUCUAUAGAGUAUAAUCGCCUGCUGAUUGAAGGAAAAACGCGCGAAAAUGUAAGUCUUAGUGUAGAGUUGUGAUGUAGUUGGUAUAAACCGCCUUUGUUUUGGCUCUUUGGUUCGGUCUUGGAUCUGCAAAUAUCAUCGUGUGGUAGUGAGAAGGAAUACUUCCUACACCGAAUAAAAACACCCUAUGUCUGCAAGACCUUGAUACGCUCAACCAAGUUCAAAUAUGCAAAUGAGCUUGUUGGUAAUGACAGCUGACGAGAGGAGUUUGGCAAAAGCAUAAAUGUGAACUGCAAGCGCGCAGUUUUUUGGAAUAGCGAGAAGUCAGUAAGAUUAACGUCAUUGUAAAAGGUGCUAACUAUAUUUCAUGUCUGCUUACAAUCACGAACCUUUAAACAAAAAGUCAACAACAUUUUAACUGGGUGCCAGCGAAAAAGUCACAUAUUCUUUCUCCAGAUCAUGUAGAUAUUUUGAUUAGAAAAAGACAGUAGUUGGUUGUUUUCAUAGAGUUUUUGCCUCUUGAGUUAAACAGAGAAUUUCGCUCAGUUCUAUCCGGUAAUUCUCAAGUUUAUGAAUUUGCAUAAAAUUAGCUUUGAGUCGUUGAUUGAAAUCGUGGAAGCAUCCAACAGCGAAUGUAAUCUGUAGCCCCUGAUGACGUAACCUAUGCCUCCCCCCCCCCCUCCUCCAACCCCGCAUCACGUGUCUGACGCAGUGACCCUAUGCUGGCUGUUCAUCUCUUCCCCGACAGUCUCGGAAGAGGACAGCUCUACUAGCGUCAUUUAGCCCAGCUAUUAAGUUAUAAGUUAUCCCCUCUCCUAUGCGGACAGCUCUACUAGUGUCAUUUAGCCAAGCUCUGUAUUUAUCCCUCUCCUAAGCGGACAGCUCUAAUAACGCCAAUUAAGCCAAGCUCUGUAUUUAUCCCCUCUCCUAAGCGGACAGCUCUAAUAACGCCAAUUAAGCCAAGCUCUGUAUUUAUCCCCUCUCCUAAGCGGACAGUUCUAAUAACGCCAAUUAAGCCAAGCUCUGUAUUUAUCCCCUCUCCUAUGCGGACAACUCUACUAGUGUCAUUUAGCCAAGCUCUGUAUUUAUCCCUCUCCUAAGCGGACAGCUCUAAUAACGCUUAUUACGCCAAUUAAGCCAAGCUCUGUAUUUAUCCCCUCUCCAAAGCGGACAGCUCUACUUACGUUUUUAAGCCAAGCUCUGUAUUUAUCCCCUCUCCUAAGCGGACAGCUCCACUUACGUUAUUAAGCCAAGCUCUGCAUUUAUCCCCUCUCCUAAGCGGACAGCUCUACUUACGUUUUUAAGCCAAGCUCUGUGUUUAUCCCCUCUCCUAAGUGGACAGCUCUACUUACGCCAUUAAGCCAAGCUCUGUAUUUAUCCCCUCUCCUAAGAGGACAGCUCUACUUACGCCAUUAAGCCAAGCUCUGUAUUUAUCCCCUCUCCAAAGCGGACAGCUCUACUUACGUUUUUAAACCAAGCUCUGUAGAUAUCCCUCUCCUAAGCGGACAGCUCUACUUACGUUAUUAAGCCAAGCUCUGUAUUUAUCCCCUCUCCAAAGCGGACAGCUCUAAUUACGCCAAUUAAGCCUAGCUCUGUAUUUAUCCCCUCUCCUAAGUGGACAGCUCUACUUACGCCAUUACGCCAAGCUCUAUAUUUAUCCCCUCUCCUAAGCGGACAGCUCAACUUACGUUAUUAAGCCAAGCUCUGUGUUUAUCCCCUCUCUUAAGAGGACAGCUCUACUUACGCCAUUAAGCCAAGCUCUGUAUUUAUCCCCUCUCCUAAGCGGACAGCUCUACUUACGCCAUUAAGCCAAGCUCUGUAUUUAUCCCCUCUCCUAAGAGGACAGCUCUACUUUCGCCAUUAAGCCAAGCUCUGUGUUGAUCCCCUCUCCAAAGCGGGCGGCUCUACUUACGCCAUAAAGCCUAGCUCUGUGUUUAUCCCCUCUCCUAAGAGGACAGCUCUACUUUCGCCAUUAAGCCAAGCUCUGUGUUUAUCCCCUCUCCAAAGCGGGCGGCUCUACUUACGCCAUAAAGCCUAGCUCUGUGUUUAUCCCCUCUCCAAAGCGGACAGCUCUACUUACGUUAUUAAGCCAAGCUCUGUGUUUAUCCCCUCUCCAAAGCGGGCGGCUCUAAUUACGCCAUUAAGCCUAGCUCUGUGUUUAUCCAUCUUCAAGCGGACAGCUCUACUUACGUUAUUAAGCCAAGCUCUGUGUUUAUCCUCUCUCCGAAGCGGACAGCUCUACUUGCGGCCACCUUUUCAAAUCCCCGAUUCUGUAUCCAAAAACUGUCAAACUCAAACUGUCAGCUCCCCACUGCACACGUGUGUACAAAUUGACGACAUUCUUUGUAUACGAGAUAUUAACCCACAUGGAUUCAAAACAUAUAGCGCAAAAUCACACAAAGCGAACACUGCCUUAAGUCAGGCGUAACAAGGCAGUGUGCUUGAAUAAAGUAAACAUAUAACCAUUGCGUGACCGAUUUUUUCUUGUUCUUUUCUAUUCAUCUCGAUAAAAACAAGCUUGCGCUCGGCUUAUCAAACAGAAUUGCUUUUCCCUACCCCCUAUGAGGUAACUCUGUUUUGAAAAAACAGGGUCAUGCGGUUUUGUUAAUCAAAACCUUACAAAAUAACACAGUUUAUAUUCGAAAAUCUAAUAUCAAAACAGUGCCCCCAAAAAUGCGUAGGGCUACAUUGGACUACCAAAACAAAUAUACAUGGAUACAGGAUUUCCUUUAACUACAAAAGGAACUAUUGUUGCACAAGGAACAAAGUAAAGAGACUACUUGGGGUUCAUAUCAAAUCUGCAAUAUCGAACUUAAAAUCUGGGUGAUGUUUUCAACAACCUUUGAGAAGUGUUUUGAGUGAUUGGGAACAUAUCUCGAAGAAACAAAGCUGCGUGAAUCUAAGUCUUUAGGAAAGACAUAAAGCACUAGUACAAAGCGUCACAAAUAGCAGGUGCUACUGAAUUACAGUGGUAUGGUCAUAACACAUGACGAAGUUAUUUGCCAUAAAUAUCACUGGUAACGAACGGUUACAAACUCAUUAAGCCUAGAGGUCAUCCCGGCACAGGCAAUCCCGGCGCUCAGCAAGGGACCCGAUGAUGCGCAUCGCCCUCCCCUGAACUGUUUCAAGCAUGUCUGAAAGAUAGGCAGGAAGCCCAGCCCAUACGGGCGCGGCAUAUUCAAGGACAGAUCUAAUUAGUGAACAGUAUAUGCGCACCAGAUCAUUGGGCUGGACACCAGCCUUCUUUUAACACUUAAAAGUGUUCGUAGCGCAUACAGGCGUUUUAGUGCAAGAAAAUGGUGCAUUAAAAGUGGCGGAUCGUUCAAAUUUAUGGAACAUUUAUGAAAUUUGGCACAGUGAUAGAGAAACUCACACUGAGCAAUUCUGGAUAUGGACCCACUCCAAAAACUGUAUACUUACAGUUUUAUAGAUGUGGAAUCAAUUUCCCUGAAAACCUGAAUAAAACCAAUACUUUUCAUGUUACGAUCACAAAACUUAACCCAGUGAUGGAUAUUAACAUGAACUACAGUUUGACGAAAAAAUAAACCACGCCCCCUUGAUACUUACAGUUUUAGGGGGGGGGGAAUAAAUUAUUCCUUCAAGCAGCAUUAAACCCAAUAUCACUUAUUGUACAACUUUCAAACUCCACAUAAUUGUUAUACUCUUUAGAAAACUUUAUUUUAGAUAUGGACCCACGCCCAGAUGUGAGUACUUACAGUUAUACUAGAGAUGAGAGGCAAAUUGCUUAUAUAGAGUGCCUUUUCAAUACAAACUGAGAGCUAAGAUUCCAUAUAAUAACCCAUUAUAGAAGAAAAGAAAAGCGAUAAAGGAGAAAAGCGAUAAAGGAGUAUUGGAGACUUAAAACUGCGGACUUGAAGGACAACCCUAAAGAGUUCUUUAAAACGUUUAAGCCGUUUCUGAGCACAAAGGGUUGUAAGGCAAGUGAAGAGAUUCUUUUGAACGAAAAUGGUGAAGUUAUCAAAGAUCAAAAACAAGUUGCUGAAGUUUUCGUGGAGCAUUUCGCAUCCAUAGCUGAUGGAAUUGGAGGUGAUGCUGUCAAAUGCAAGAAUGUGGAGGAUUUCGAGAAUCAUCCUAGUGUUUUAAGAAUCAAACAAAAAAAUUUGGAAGAAAGUACUAUUUGCAUAAAACCAGUCACACAGGGUCAAGUUUCUGGAGCACUUGGGGCUCUAAACAUCAGGAAAGCAACUGGAAGUGACCAAAUUCCCUCUAAAUUACUUAAGAUUGGUGCGGAAGAGUUGGCGAGGCCACUCGCCACUCUAUAUAACUCUUGUAUUACUGCAGGCGCUUGGCCUAGUGCUUGGAAGAGGGGAGAUUGGAUACCAGUAUAUAAAAAAGACGAUAAGCUCUCAAAAGAGAAUUAUCGACCAGUCACUAUCUUGUCCUGUGUAAACAAAGUACUUGAGAAACUGGUUAGUGUACAACUCGCUACGAGUUUCGACUCCCUUAUGUACGUGAACUCUAGCGCAUAUCGAAAACAAUACAGCUGCGAAACAACUUUGAUCAAUCUCACGGAAAGGUGGAAAAUGGCAAGGGAUGAGAGACUUUCAGUGAACAUUCUAUCAACAGAUAUGUCAAAGGCAUUUGACUCGAUGCAUCCCCCCUUACUACUCAGUAAAUUGAAAGCCUAUGGAGCUCAGGAUACAUGUCUGCGACUUCUUGAGAGUUAUCUCUCAGACAGAAGAAAUCGUGUUAGAAUGGGAAAGGAUCUAAGUUCUUACAGCACGGUCAACCGAGGCUGUCCUCAGGGUUCGGCCCUAGGACCAUUGCUCUGGAAUAUUUUUCAGAAUGACCUCCCAAUGAGUGUCAAUACGGAGUUAUCAAUGUACGCCGACGAUCAUCAAAUUUACCAUUGCGGUCAGGAUCCGGGAGUGGUCACAGCAAAGCUCAGUGCAAGUGCCGAACUCGCGACUGCGUGGUACGAGUCCAAUUUGUUGGCUGGUAACCUCAAGAAAUACCAAACACUAAGCAUCGGUUAUGGUAAAAAGGCAAACGCCUCCGUGGACUCGAUCUCACGCAUUUCUAUCAACAACCAGGAAAUACGGUCAGCGGACUCCCUAAAGCUACUAGGAGUUACAAUAGACUCUCAACUCAAUUUCUCGGAGCAUAUAAGCAUAGCAUGUAAAAAUGCUGGCAGAAGAAUCGGUGUGCUGAUGAGACUCAGGAACUUGAUACCUACAAACGCUAAACUAGUUCUCUAUAAAUCUGCUGUGUUGCCUUAUUUGACAUACUGCCACUUGACCUGGCAUUUUUGUAAGGCAAGCGAUAGUAGGAAGCUUGAGCGUUUACAGGAACGUGCCUUAAGAGCUGUUUUUAAAGACUGGAAUUGCACUUACCACGAACUAUUAAUAAAGGCUAAUUUAUCUACUCUACGUAAUCGUAGACUGCAAGACAUUUGCAUCUUAAUGUACAAAGUUAAAAAUGGCCUUUGUCCAUCUGGGAUUAGUGAUUUGUUUUCUAAAAAAAACACGAACUAUAAUUUAAGAUUGUCCGAUUUUGUUAUUCCAAGAUUUCAUACAGUCACUUACGGGAAACAUUCCCUAAGAUAUAUGGGGGCUAAACUAUGGAAUAGCCUACCUAGGGCAGAAAGAUCAAUUGACAGUUUAAAAAGUUUUAAAGUGACUAUGAGAAAAAAGGAUUUCGAAUUUAUAGAAAAUUGUAAGGGCUGUGCCCUAUGUUCCGCAUGAUAAUUUUCAAAUCUAGUCAUUUUUUCUUCAUAAUUUCAUAUAGAUUACAAUCAAUUUACAUGUAUUUAUAUAUAUAUAUAUAUAUUUAUUUAGCUUUAUCAGUAAGAAUCUACAAUUUUAAAUUUUUAAUAAUCAGUAUAAUUUUUAUAAUUUUAUCUUUUUUUUGUGUCCCCCAAUUAGUAGGGGUUUUAUCCCCGGCUAGAGGUUGUUUAUGACACUUUAAUAAAGUUUCUAUCUAUCUAUCAUAAUGGCAUAUUGCAAGACAUUCCUAACCAUAUAGCCACGCCCCUAUUGUACUUACAGUUAUACUAGAGAUUACAUGAAGGCGGUAUAUCGCUUAUAUAGAGUGCCUUUCAAUACGAACUGCGAGCUACAAAUGCACAUACUUAAUUAUAUUGGUAUAUUGCAGGAUAUAGUCGAGCGUAUAACCACGCCCAUAUAGCACUUACAGUUAUACUAGAGACAGCAUAAGCGUAAAAUAUAACAUGCAUAUAGCACGCUCAUAAUGAUCAAUAAAAGCACAGAAUCGUUGUUCGACAGGAGUAGUCUUGUUGCGUAUAUAAUACCACGAUGUCACAAGUGUACUUACAGUGCUAUCAGAAAUGAGAUAAUUGUUAUCAUUAGCUGUGAAUUGGACUUCUCCGGAUGCAAGUGUGGUGAAUAAUUGCGACGUUGAAUAAAUGGCCAGGGAGGUGUUGAGAUAGUAAUCGGAGCACUGCAUAUUAAAAAAUGGAGCACUAUCAACCUGCCAGUCAAAAAGGUAGGAAGAGCCAUUCCCAGUACAAA